UCGCCAGAAGAACCCCAGAAGCAGAGUUCCACAGAGGAAACAAACAGAUUUCGUGUGUGCCAAAACCCCCAAACAAGUGACAACACAAAAUGAAGUGCUUUACAUCGAUUGCGCUGCUCGUUUGCCUGGCCGCCUGGACUCAUGCGGAACCUCCAGUGCCCCAGAACCAGUAUCUGCCCCCCAACCAGUCGCCGCAGGCGCCCUCCAACAACUACCUGCCACCCACGCAGGGCUUUCAGAGCCCCUCCAGCAACUACCUGCCGCCGCAACGCACUGGUGGAAAUGGAGGCGGCAUCGCGGCGCCCAGCAACAGCUACGGCGCCCCCAUUGCCCAGCCCCAGAGCCAGUAUGGAGCACCGGCUCUGACCGGAGCGAUCUUCAAGGGCCAGAACGGUAACGGAGCCGGCGGCUACGGCGGCGGCAACGGUAAUGGCAAUGGAUACGGACAGCGCGACGAGGAGCAGUACGGCCCGGCCAAGUACGAGUUCAAGUACGACGUGCAGGACUACGAGUCCGGCAACGACUUCGGCCACAUGGAGUCCCGCGAUGGCGACCUUGCCGUGGGCCGCUACUACGUCCUCCUGCCCGAUGGUCGCAAGCAGAUCGUUGAGUACGAGGCUGACCAGAACGGUUAUCGCCCCACCAUCCGCUACGAGCAGGUGGGCAACGGCAACGGCAAUGGUAACGGAAACGGAAAUGGCAACGGCCGCAAUGGCGGCGGCUACGACAGCAAUGCGCAGCAGGGCAAGUUCAACGGCUACUAGAGGGAAGCAGGAGGAGAGUAGAGAUGCCUUCUGUGUGUUACCGAGUUAAGUCGACCCCUAGCUAUACGAUCUACUUCGUGGGAUCGCUGGCAUAAUCCCUGGCCGAGUAUUAAGUCCGAUGCCAGGGGCAGCGGUUCCUCAACAGUUUGACAGUGACUGUCUUACUCCAUCUAUCUCUAUCCCGCUCGUCUCUAUAUCUAUCCCUCCCUCUAGUGGAGCGCCCGCCAUUUUUGCCAUAGCCAGGCGCGCUCCGUUCCCCCCUACCAGCUGUUCUGUUAUCUCCACCACUGUCUCUAUGCCACGUGCUCCAUUUUGUAUUUUUUGCCGUUUGUUUUGUUUAAGCGCCUCAAUUGUGUUAGUCCACGCACACACCGUCACACACCGCACACAAUCUCGAUCACAUCUAUGACCAUUAACGCAUUCACACAUUCAUAUAAAUAAGCAUUGUAUUUAAUUUUUAGCUGAGGAAUUCCCAAAACGAGAUGAGAAAAUGGAAAACAUGCAAAGGAAACGAACAUAUGAGAUUUCUUGUGUAUAUUUAAUAAUUAAACGAAUAAAGAUGCAUUUUUGUAUAAAA
Molecule: messenger RNA, 1341 nt
Organism: Drosophila persimilis
Lineage: Eukaryota; Metazoa; Arthropoda; Insecta; Diptera; Drosophilidae
Gene: Cpr56F
Product: pro-resilin
Exons: 2
Coding region: 90-764 (224 amino acids)
Cellular component (GO): extracellular matrix
Source: RefSeq, a predicted model, not a curated record